AACGAUAACAAAUGUUUUCUUGUCACAUUCAACUGUAAUUGGCUUGUCAAAAUUUAUUUUAUUAUAAUAAAACAAUUCUUGGCAGAUUUGUGAUUUCCAAGAUGGUCUGUAUUCCGUGCAUUAUGGUUCCACUGGUGUUGUACAUUUGGCACAAGUUUGUGCAGCCAAUAAUGCUGCGCUACUGGAAUCCCUGGGCCAAGAAGGACGCUGCGGGCAAUGUUAUCAAGCAGGAGCCGCCACAGUCUCCCUUCCAAUGCGUUGGUGGCACUUGUCGCUUUGUGCGUCGUGGAGCAAAAGCCAAAGAGCUGCCAAUUGACGUUGCAAGAGAUGAGCCCGUCAAGGAUUUGCAGAAAUCUUGAAAAAUCAACAUUAGCCAAAUUGAUUUUAAGCAAAUUACCAUUGUUUAUUUCUUUGUGGCUUUGGUUUUAUCUAUGAGUAUAAAAAUACAAACCUAAUAUUUUAUU
Molecule: messenger RNA, 464 nt
Organism: Drosophila busckii
Lineage: Eukaryota; Metazoa; Arthropoda; Insecta; Diptera; Drosophilidae
Product: UPF0729 protein CG18508-like
Exons: 1
Coding region: 102-359 (85 amino acids)
Source: RefSeq, a predicted model, not a curated record